Molecule: messenger RNA, 1398 nt
Organism: Macroventuria anomochaeta
Lineage: Eukaryota; Fungi; Ascomycota; Dothideomycetes; Pleosporales; Didymellaceae
Exons: 4
Source: RefSeq, a predicted model, not a curated record
GUUGUUACUUGAGUGCGAUGCUGCCAUUCAAUCCCGUCAAAUUUUCCUUUCUCGUAUACACAUGCACGACGGGUGGCGCAGACAGCGCUGCAGUGUAACACCUGCAGAUCCAAACACCUUCGCGGAUUGCGCACCACUUCCCAUGUUGACUUCCAGAACAUCAUCAACUUGUCAUACCUCCAAAGGAGGCCAGAUGGAUUCAGCCAGACGCCGUUUCGACACCAGCAUCAUGUGCAGCAUACUCAACAGACGGUCAAUCGAAACAGAGCCCCCCUAUCAAAUUUUUGCGGCAUUGAUGCUCGAAUGCUGUCGAGAGCUUAGUGGGGAUCACUAAUUUUCCGAUACUCACAGAUCCGUACAUCAGGAUAGAUUGUGUACGAUGGUCAAAAGCAUGAUCCCGCGUUGCAACCUUGUGACUUACUGCUAUGGCCAACUGCAAGUCAUAUAUAAGGACUGCCUGGAGGGAGAUUCGAUGUUUAAGCCUUACAGCUGCAGGUGUGUCCGAUUUGACAUUUUCUCUCGUUUUAUCACGCUCAUUUCGAUCUUUCCUUAGACGAAAACGAUCACUAUUCAAGAUGAAGCUCAGUAGCUGCAUUUCCUUGGCUACUGUCGUUGUAGCUGCCACCGCUGAGCGGGCGCCAUUGCACUUUCCGCAUGUGCACCCGCGCCAAUAUUACUCACCCCCACCUCCAUACUCUCCACCAGUUCCCAGCAGUACCUUCAGCGAUGACUUCCCUCCUCCCACGUCUUCUGUCCCUGGAACCGGCAUUCCAUCGUCGACCGGCAUCCCGCUUUCGACAAGCCCCGCCGACACCACUGUCUCAGCAUCCUCAGGAUUGUGGAACUCCACCACCAUCCGCAGUACUGUGGUCGUCACCAGCCAAGUCGUGAUCACGGUCACACUACCAGCACCAUCUGUACCAGUCGUUACGAGCAUAAACACAACUACACCAACCACCUCGUUCGGCACCUUCACCGACGGUACUGCGACAAGCUUCCCUGUUGAUGGCCCAACUACUACUGGCGGGCCCCUAAUCAGCUUCUCAGAAUCUACAGGUAUAUCACUGUCGACUGGAGUCUCGCUUUCUACUGGACCUUACUCAUCCUACCUGCCAUCCACAACACCACCGUACGGUAAUGGUACCACCUCGACCCACAGCUGGGGUACAGGUACUGCGCCUACACCUUCUUCCACCUUCACCUCUCCUGCCAACAUAACAACCUCGAGUGGCUACUAUGUCCCUGGCGUAUCUUCUAGCACACCAAGCUGGAACCAAACAAGCUCAAUCGCCACUGACACACUCACUGUACCAACCGACACCAGCACCGAGUCUUCUCCCACCCCAUCUUCUCCCACCCCAUCUUCUCCCACCCCAUCUUCUCCCACCCCAUCUUCUC